Molecule: messenger RNA, 1398 nt
Organism: Nipponia nippon (crested ibis)
Lineage: Eukaryota; Metazoa; Chordata; Aves; Pelecaniformes; Threskiornithidae
Source: RefSeq, a predicted model, not a curated record
AGUAUUUGAUGGCUCUAGCCAAACUGUGGCAAAGGGAAGCAUCCCUUCAUUAACAGGAAUGUGCCACUGCUUAUGCACUGGAAAGGGGAGUGCCAUGAGAUCUACUGAAGAGACUAUUUCUGUGGUUGCCUAUCUACAUGUGUUUGCACCCCUGCUGGGACUGAAUUAGGUGGUACAGACAUCUUGGACCAUCAGGUAUUGGAUAGCGGCUUUUUUUUCAUUCAAGGUGUACCUGGCACGAGAACUGAAAGACACCGCAGAUCUUUUUCAGAGACACAAACAGAGUGAGACAAUCUCCAGCCUUUCCCUUCUGUAACUGCCUGCUAUACCAUGGGAUGUCGGCAAAGCUCUGAGGAGAAAGAGGCAGCGCGGCGGUCCCGUAGGAUUGACCGCCACCUGCGCUCUGAAAGUCAGCGACAACGAAGAGAGAUUAAGCUCCUUCUCCUGGGCACCAGCAAUUCUGGGAAGAGUACUAUUGUAAAGCAGAUGAAAAUCAUUCACAGUGGUGGCUUUAACUUGGAGGCUUGCAAGGAAUACAAACCUCUGAUUAUCUAUAAUGCAAUUGACUCCCUCACGCGGAUCAUUCGGGCUCUAGCCACCCUUAAGAUAGAAUUUCACAAUCCUGACCGAGCAUAUGAUGCUGUGCAGCUUUUUGCCCUGACAGGCCCAGCUGAGAGCAAAGGUGAGAUUACCCCUGAGCUGCUGGGAGUCAUGAAACGGCUCUGGGCAGACCCCGGGGUGCAGGAGUGUUUUUGCCGCUCCAAUGAGUACCACCUAGAGGAUAAUGCUGCUUACUACUUAAAUGACCUAGAAAGGAUUGCAGCACUGGACUACAUCCCUACGGUGGAAGAUAUUCUGCGUUCUCGGGACAUGACCACAGGGAUUGUAGAAAAUAAGUUCACCUUCAAAGAGCUGACUUUUAAAAUGGUGGACGUGGGGGGACAGAGAUCGGAACGCAAAAAAUGGAUCCACUGUUUUGAGGGGGUUACAGCAAUAAUUUUCUGUGUGGAGCUGAGUGGAUAUGACUUGAAGCUGUACGAAGAUAACCAAACAAGUCGAAUGGCAGAAAGUUUGCGUCUCUUUGAUUCCAUCUGCAACAACAAUUGGUUUAUCAACACUUCCCUCAUCCUUUUUUUGAAUAAGAAAGAUCUGCUGGCAGAAAAAAUCCGACGCAUCCCCUUAACGGUCUGCUUUCCUGAAUACAAAGGCCAAAACACUUAUGAGGAGGCAGCAGUCUACAUCCAACGCCAGUUUGAGGACUUGAAUCGCAACAAGGAGACCAAGGAGAUCUACUCACACUUCACCUGCGCCACUGAUACCAGUAACAUCCAAUUUGUCUUUGAUGCAGUGACAGAUGUCAUCAUUCAGAACAAUCUCAAGUAUAUUGGCCUCUGCUAA